GAAGUGUCAAAAGGGCGCGCGCUGGAACAUUCAAAGUCCCUUUCCCCACCGGCUUCCGGAUAAAAGCGAUCCGCCCAUAUCAGCGCAUAUGCUUCUGUCCGGAAAUAUAUCACCGUGCUUCAACCAUUGCAGCGUAACUGGUCUGAUGAAGUGGGAUUCCUCAGUUAUUACCACUUGCUUUCCCAUUGGCAAAAAGACGAAACAACAUUGAAUGACAAGAUGCUCAACACUCAGCCGGCUGAGUCGCCACAGAACAACGAAUCAUGGAAUGGAUGUUCGUCAAGUCGAAUCUGGGCCAGCGAGGUGGACAAUCAUUCGGCAUUCCCGACGGCACUUGAGGAUGUCUCGGGCCUCUCGGUCCCCGAAAAGCCAUCCCGGUCGUGGCUUGCGCGGGUCUUGCUUGGCAUCGGGGAGUUGGCGAUGGACCAGUGGUUUCUGAUUGUCAUGGGCUUCCUGAUUGCGUUUGCCUCGCAGAUACAGGUGCCGCAAGCCCACCAGGAACUGAAACAAACUGUGACCAAUUACCUGGCGGUUGCCGUCAUCUUCUUCAUUAAUGGCUGCACCCUGCCCACGAAGGUCCUGGUGGAGAACCUCAGCCGGUGGAAGAUGCAUAUCUUCGUCCAGGUGCAAUGCUACCUUUUGACCUCAUCGACCAGCUACGGGGUCGUUAGUGCGACGGCAACCAAUCACCAAUUUAUGGACCCUGCGCUGCUGGUCGGGAUUGUCAUGAUGGGCUGUCUUCCUACCGCAAUUGCGUUCAAUGCGAUUAUGACCAACAAGGCCAAUGGAAAUGCAGCCUUGACCGUAGCGCAGUCCACUAUCGGAAACAUCCUUGGUCCCUUUGUGACCACCGCCUUGAUCAAGCUGUACAUCAGCACGAAUGUGUGGUACACGGACAUUCUGCCGGAGACGUCUUCAGGAUUUGGUGAGACUUAUCGAUAUGUCUUCAAGCAACUUGGACUCUCGGUGUUUGUUCCGCUGGCAGUGGGUCAGAUCGUCGUGAAACUGUUCCCUAACCAGGUGAGAAAAGUCCUUCUGCAAUGGAAAAUGAGCAAGCUGGGCUCCUGUGCCUUGCUGGUGCUUAUCUGGAGCACCUACGACGGUGCAUUUGCUUCGAAUGCGUUCGCUGAAAUCCCGUCGAACAACAUGAUUUUUACCGUGUUCAUUCUCGUCGCCCUAUUUUGCGUCUGGAUUACUAUCGCCUUUGCAUUAUCCCGAGUGUGGCUUUCUCGCGAGGAUACAAUCGCAGUGUCGUACUUGGUUUCUACAAAAACCCCUGCCAUGGGUGUGCCACUGACUACCAUCAUGUUCGUGGGUCUGUCGUCCGCCGAGCAAUCACGGACUAGACUGCCAAUGGUCAUAUUCCAGGCUAUUCAGAUAGCUGGCAGUAGUCUGUUGACGAUACCGCUAAGGAAAUGGCAAGCGCAGGGAAAGGUUGAGGGGAGAGGGGACGGUACGGCAUGAUCGUCCGAAUGCUGACGCAGGGGGAUCUACAGAUGGAAUUCUGGGCAACUGUAUUGAUCACAUGUGAAGCCAAGAAUUCAAUGCAACAUAUAGAAGAGAAUCACCAGAAAACGCAGAUCACUGAUCUAACGGCCAAAAGUCCGUGACAAGGCUGCGUGCCAAGUCGGAAAGUUUAGAUUGGCCCCGUGUCUGCAGUGUACGCCGUCCAAUCGGAUCACC
Molecule: messenger RNA, 1683 nt
Organism: Aspergillus novofumigatus IBT 16806
Lineage: Eukaryota; Fungi; Ascomycota; Eurotiomycetes; Eurotiales; Aspergillaceae
Product: bile acid:sodium symporter family protein
Exons: 4
Coding region: 220-1464 (414 amino acids)
Cellular component (GO): plasma membrane
Source: RefSeq, a predicted model, not a curated record